CCUGCAGCAAUAGCCGCUCCUACUCCUGUAUCUUCAUUAGUUCAUUCUUCUACCUUAGUAACGGCUGGGGUUUAUUUAUUAAUUCGAUUUGAAAAUUUAUUUAAUAGAGAGAAUUUUAUUAUUAUAUUUUUAUUAUUAUCUAGAUUAACUAUAUUUAUAUCUGGAUUAAACGCAAAUUUUGAAUUUGAUUUAAAAAAAAUUAUUGCUUUAUCAACUUCAAGUCAAUUAGGUUUAAUAAUAAGAAUUUUAUUUUUAGGAUUUAAGUUUUUAGCUUUUUUCCAUCUUUUAAUACAUGCAUUUUUUAAAGCAGUAUUAUUUAUAUGUUCAGGAGUUUUUAUUCAUGGAUUGAAUAAUUUUCAAGAUAUCCGUUUAUUAGGUUCAAUAUUUAAUCAAAUACCCUUUACUUCUAUUUGUUUUCAUUUUUCUAAUUUAUCUUUAUGUGGAUUUCCUUUUUUAGCUGGAUUUUAUUCUAAGGAUAUAAUUUUAGAAAUAGUUUUAAUAUUAAAUUAUAACAUAUUUAUUAUAUUUAUUUCUUUUAUUUCAACUUUUUUAACUGUUUCUUAUACUUUUCGUUUGAUUUAUUUUUCUAUAUUAGGUUGAUAUAAUAUAAUUAGAUUAAAUUAUUUAAAUGAUUAUGAUGUUUAUAUAAAUAAUUCAAUAUAUUUUAUGAUAUUGAUAGUAAUUUUAGGGGGUUCUAUAUUUAGUUGAUUAAUUUUUCCUUAUAGAUAUGUCAUUAUUUUGCCUUUUUAUAUAAAAAUUUUACCAAUUUUAAUUAUUUUUUUAGGUAUAUUAUUUGGAUUUUUUGUUUAUUAUUUAAAUGUUAAAAUGUUUAAGUUAAAGUUUUAUUUUUUAAAGUUAUUUUUUAGAAUAAUAUGGUUUUUACCUGUUAUUUCUACUUAUGGUUUAAUUAAAAAUAUUAUAUUUAUAAACAAAGAAUUAACAUUAAAUUUUAAUUAAAAUUGAUUAGAAUUUUAUGAAAGAAGAAUAAUUAUAAUUUUUAUAAAUAAUUUUUAUAUAUUUAUAGAUUUAUUAA
Molecule: messenger RNA, 1033 nt
Organism: Neodiprion fabricii
Lineage: Eukaryota; Metazoa; Arthropoda; Insecta; Hymenoptera; Diprionidae
Product: NADH-ubiquinone oxidoreductase chain 5-like
Exons: 1
Biological process (GO): electron transport coupled proton transport; ATP synthesis coupled electron transport
Molecular function (GO): NADH dehydrogenase (ubiquinone) activity
Source: RefSeq, a predicted model, not a curated record